GGGGCUUUUUCUCCACCAUCUUUUCCAGUUUGUUUGGAACUCGAGAGAUGAGGAUUCUCAUCUUGGGGCUGGAUGGAGCAGGAAAAACAACCAUUCUCUACAGGUUGCAAGUUGGAGAAGUUGUUACCACCAUUCCAACCAUUGGCUUCAAUGUUGAGACAGUGACCUACAAGAAUCUGAAAUUUCAAGUCUGGGACUUAGGAGGACAGACAAGCAUAAGGCCCUACUGGCGGUGUUACUAUUCAAACACAGACGCCGUCAUUUAUGUAGUGGACAGCUGUGAUCGAGACAGAAUUGGCACUUCAAAAUCAGAGCUUGUUGCUAUGUUAGAGGAAGAAGAGCUGAAGAAAGCCAUUUUGGUGGUGUUUGCAAAUAAACAGGACAUGGAACAGGCCAUGACUCCCACAGAAAUGGCAAAUGCCCUUGGCUUACCAGCUUUGAAGGACCGAAAAUGGCAGAUAUUCAAGACCUCUGCAACUAAAGGCACAGGGCUUGAUGAAGCAAUGGAAUGGUUGGUGGAGGCCUUGAAGAGCAGGCAGUGAUACAAAACUGACCAGUGCAAAGAAGCAUCAGCUAUAGCCAGCAUCCUCCUUUCUGCAGUUAAGUAUUUUCAGGCCACAGAUACUUGUAAAUAGGACAGAUUUGAAUUUGACUUCUGUAAUGUGGAUGCCUCUCUUCAAUUGUAAAACUGAAAUAAGUGAAUGCGUACAUUGUGAUACUGCAUUUCUUUCUUUUUGUUUAAAGAAUGUACUUAUGUUAAUUUGUAUGAAAGUCUUACUGGCUGAGAAAGUUGGUUUUUUUUGUCAUCCCCCCUUCCUUUGGUCGUUUUGGUGGCCAGCAUACUGGUGUAGAUAGAACACUAAUAAAAUCUGGAACUGUCAGCUAUA
This is a messenger RNA of Cyanistes caeruleus (blue tit), 887 nucleotides long. The record is from RefSeq and is a predicted model, not a curated record. NCBI's taxonomy places the organism in Eukaryota, Metazoa, Chordata, Aves, Passeriformes, Paridae.